AUAAAUGCCCAUAGAGAUUCGGAUACCACAUUCUUCUUCCUCGUAAAACGUCAGUGACGUACUCCACAAUUGCAACAUAAGUAAAUCAAAUAAUCGCAGUGAUUGAUUAACGAAACGAUGCGAGUACUGGGGCUGAUACUGUCGUCGAUCUUUUUCUCUCUCCUCUCGGCGAUCUCUUCCCACGAGUUCGCCGUCGAUGGCAAGGUGUUGGAGCUGACCGAAUCCAACUUCGACUCCGCCAUAUCGGCCUUCGACUACAUCUUCGUCGAUUUCUACGCCCCUUGGUGUGGCCACUGCAAGCGUCUCGCUCCCGAGUUAGACAAAGCUGCUCCUGUUCUUGCUGGGUUGAAGGAGCCCAUAAUAAUUGCAAAAGUAAAUGCUGACAAAUAUACCCGUCUUGCUUCUAAAUAUGAAAUUGAUGGGUUUCCUACGCUAAAGGUAUUUAUGCAUGGAGUUCCUACUGAUUAUUAUGGACCAAGAAAAGCAGAUUUACUUGUUAGAUUCUUGAGGAAAUUUGUUGCUCUCGAUGUUGCCAUUCUCAAUUCCGACUCUGCUAUUCGUGACUUUGUUGAAGCAGCUGGCACAAAUUUUCCUAUAUUUGUAGGAUUUGGUUUAAACAAAUCCAUGAUAUCAAAUUUGGCCAUCAAGUACAAGAAAAGAGCAUGGUUUUCCGUGGCAACAGAUUUCUCAGAGGACAUGAUGGUGUUGUAUGAUUUUGACAAGGUUCCUGCUUUGGCAUCCAUUCAUCCAGGCUACAACGAAAGAAGCGUUUUCUAUGGUCCCUUUGAAGAAAAAUUCUUGGAAGAUUUUAUAAAACAGAGUUUGUUCCCUCUUGCGUUGCCUAUAAAUCAUGACACACUAAAGUCAUUGAAAGAUGAUGAGAGGAAAAUUGUUCUGACAAUUAUGGAGGAUGAGGCAGACGAGAAAUCGAAGGAGUUUGUCAAGCUACUGAAGGCUGCUGCAUCUGCAAACCGUGACUUAGUAUUUGGCUAUGUUGGAGUCAAGCAGUGGGAAGACUUCACAGAAUCAUUUGAGGUCUACAAAAAAACUAAACUUCCAAAAAUGGUCGUUUGGGAUGGAAACGAGGAGUACUUUUCGGUUAUUGGUUCAGAAAGCAUUGAUGAAGAAGAUAAAGGGUCCCAAAUCACAAGAUUUCUUCAAGGAUAUAGAGAUGGAAGUGUGAUACAGAAACAAAUUAGUGGUCCAUCGCUGAUGGGCUACAUCAACUCGUUAAUCGGGAUCAGAUCCGUAUACAUAAUCGUUUUUGUGGUUGCAGUCAUCAUGCUUAUCCAAACCAUCAACAAAGAGGAACCUCUAAGGGUUGGUACUCGAGACCAGGCAGGUGAUGCAAGCAGCUCUACCCCUCUGACCGAAAACAGAGAAGUACACCGGUCAGGAGACAAGGAAGAUUAAGUUCAGGCUUUGCUGGACUCCUAACUGAAUUUGUUAGCAACACUUGGUCCAAGUAAGGAGGCUUUACAAAACAAUACAUUAUCCAUAGAAUAUAUGUUAGCAAACUUUAAUUUACCCCCUUUUGCCCCGUGUAUUUAUUUUGAUUCUUAUGUCGUUAUGCAAUUUGUUUCUGGAAACAAUUGUCAGUGUGAUCUGAUACUGUAGUCUCUUAUCAUUUUUCCUUCGUGUGAUACGAAGAUCAGCUUCCAAUUUC
Messenger RNA from Cornus florida, 1666 nucleotides. RefSeq names its product protein disulfide-isomerase 5-2. Gene Ontology annotation, molecular function: protein disulfide isomerase activity. The record is from RefSeq and is a predicted model, not a curated record. NCBI's taxonomy places the organism in Eukaryota, Viridiplantae, Streptophyta, Magnoliopsida, Cornales, Cornaceae. Gene Ontology annotation, biological process: protein folding; response to endoplasmic reticulum stress. Bases 118 to 1413 code for a protein of 431 amino acids. The transcript has 5 exons. Gene Ontology annotation, cellular component: endoplasmic reticulum.